UUGGCACAAACAGCACGCUUUCUCUCUUUCAGAAAACUGGUGAAGAAUGCCUCCACUGCUAUCGACCAGAUAUCAGUAUGUCUUCCGGUACUGGAAAAUUAUGCCAAGUUACAGGAACUUAUGCAACUUAAAAAGUAUUACCAAGCUUUGAAGGUCUUGGAGGAACUUGAACAUACCCACUUAGCUCUAGUUGAAAAGUAUCGCUUUACCCAGAUUCUAGCGAAGACCAUGGCUCCGGUACGCAACGAGAUUAAAGCUAAGAAUUCAAAGACUUUCCUCGAAAAUGUCAAGAAGGUUGCAUGUAGGAUUGGAAGGCAUGCCAGUAGAUGUACCGCCGAGCAGCACUCUUUCGGUGUCAGUGAAGCGGAGAGAGCACGUAGACUACAACAAGAGGCUAAGCAGUGUUGCCAGAUUUUCAAUGUAUUAGGGGCCAAGGAAGAAUUUGAUGUUUAUUAUCGUCAACAACGAAAAGACCAGUGUGAUCUCGUCAUUGAGCCACCAUCCAAGAUGAAUUCCCUGAAACACUACGUGGACUAUCUUGAUGAAAUCAUUGGCUUCUUCGUGGUGGAGGACCAUAUAAUCAUCACGGAGCCAACUCUCGCCACAUCUUCCCACAAGGAUCAACUGUGGGAGAGCGCUCUCAAGAAGAUUGUCCAUACUAUGAAUAGCCGUUUCGGAGGAUGCCCUGAUGUCGAGAUGAUGCUACGAAUGAAAAAAGUUAUUCUUUUAUUUGCAUUAACGAUGAAAUCAUACGGGUAUGGCAUUGCUCCGCUCUAUUCGUUGCUGCAGAAUUUCAGAGAUCAAUACAAUGAGAUCCUGAUGAGCGAGUACUGCGCUCAAUUUGAGCGUGAUCUUGAGAAGGAUAACUAUGCACCGAUAAAUGUGGAAAAUGAAGAACAGUUCCGAGCGAUUAUAAAAGAGUUUCCUUUCUACAAGAGGAGCAUGGAACAGGAACCAUUCCCUCGAAAAGUUCGCUCUUACUCACGAUUCGUUGUCUCUGCCUAUUCCAAGGCUAAGCUGUACCUUCAAGGCUGCUUGAAGUUUAUGGAACAUCUUCAGCUGACACAUUCUGAAAUGGAUGACACUUUGGUCCAAAUCACAAUCAACAUUGGUUAUCUGGAGAAAUCAUGCGAGUCUUUGGGAGUAUACAUCACGAAGUUAACGAGCGGUAACGAACUGAAUGUGGAACAGCAAAUCGAAGUUUGUAUUCGAGAAAAGGUUGAUGCUUUCAUCGAAUUGGCGCAGUACGACUGGGAGCUUCCUGCUUCAUCGGGCCAUGCUUCCGACUACAUUAGUGAUUUGAUUAACUAUUUAUCAACUACAUUUCUAUCUUUCACGAAUUUGCCAUCGGUGCUGGCUCGCCACGUUUGCAUGCAGACAUGCAAACAUUUGUCGUCAAGGCUUUCGGAUGUGUUGCUGUCUCCUGAUGUUAAAGCCAUAUCCAUGGGAGCCUUGGAACAAUUCAGCUUAGAUGUUAUGCAGUGUGAAAUGUUCACAGCAAGGUGCCCUGUCGCCGGUUUUGACCACAAUACGCUUCCAAUGACCUUCGCACACCUAAGGCAGUUGUUAGAGCUAGUGAUGAGUAACGAUUGGACCUCGUAUCUUGCCGAGUAUGGACAGGAAAAUGGCACAUAUGUCCGUGUUAAUGCAAACACCGCAACACAGCUUCUAGAAAAAAUGAUCGAAUUCGAAAAGAAGAGCUCCGGUUUCUUUGCUAUCAAUAAAGGCGAUCGAAAGAAACUCUUGGAUACUAUCAUUCGACAGUUAAGAGCGUUGUCCGCUCAAUAG
Messenger RNA from Cooperia oncophora, 1788 nucleotides. The record is from the annotation of a GenBank genome assembly. NCBI's taxonomy places the organism in Eukaryota, Metazoa, Nematoda, Chromadorea, Rhabditida, Trichostrongylidae.